Abrus precatorius (Indian licorice) is the source of this 2020-nucleotide messenger RNA. RefSeq names its product aspartic proteinase-like protein 2. The record is from RefSeq and is a predicted model, not a curated record. Bases 127 to 1584 code for a protein of 485 amino acids. The transcript is spliced from 10 exons. Gene Ontology annotation, biological process: proteolysis. Gene Ontology annotation, molecular function: aspartic-type endopeptidase activity. Lineage: Eukaryota; Viridiplantae; Streptophyta; Magnoliopsida; Fabales; Fabaceae.
GACACAGACCCAAUGCAAAGCGCAGAAAUUUCAAGCUACCAUUCCCUCUCUUCGGCUUCGUUUUCCACAACUCACCAAUCAAUCAAUUAGAGAGAGAGAGAGAGAGAGAGAGAGAGAGAGCGUGUCAUGAUGAUGCCUUGCAGAACAAGAAGAAGAAUCUUCAUCUUCAUCUCAGCCUGGUUGCUUCUGUUACUGUCUAGUGUUGGCGCCAACCACGGCGUCUUCAACGUCAAGUGCAAAUACGCCGGUCAGGACCACUCCCUUUCCGUUCUCAAGGCUCACGACUAUCGCCGCCAGCUCUCCCUCCUCGCCGGCGUCGAUCUUCCCUUGGGCGGCAGCGGCCGCCCCGACGCCGUCGGGCUUUAUUAUGCUAAAAUUGGGAUUGGAACUCCUCCGAAGAAUUAUUAUUUGCAGGUUGAUACUGGCAGUGAUAUCAUGUGGGUUAAUUGCAUUCAGUGCAUGGAAUGCCCCACCAGAAGUAACCUUGGUAUGGACCUUACACUCUAUGACAUUAAGGAGUCAUCCUCUGGUAAAUUAGUUCCCUGUGAUCAAGAGUUUUGCAAAGAGAUUAAUGGGGGUCUUCUGUCUGGAUGCACUGCUAACAUUUCCUGUCCAUAUCUGGAGAUAUAUGGUGAUGGGAGCUCGACUGCUGGUUACUUUGUAAAGGAUAUUGUACUUUAUGAUCAAGUAUCUGGGGACCUUAAAACUGAUUCCGCUAAUGGAAGUAUUAUAUUUGGGUGUGGUGCUAGACAAUCUGGAGACCUAAGUUCCUCAAAUGAAGAAGCACUUGAUGGGAUACUUGGAUUUGGAAAAGCUAAUUCUUCAAUGAUUUCACAACUUGCUGCUUCUGGCAAAGUGAAAAAGAUGUUUGCUCAUUGCUUAAACGGAGUAAACGGAGGUGGUAUAUUUGCUAUUGGACAUGUUGUGCAACCUAGAGUGAACAUGACUCCAUUAUUACCGGACCAGCCACAUUACAAUGUCAACAUGACAGCGGUUCAAGUUGGCCAUACUUUCCUUAGUCUAUCAACAGAUGUGUUAGCGCAAGGGGAAAGAAAAGGGACAAUAAUUGACAGUGGUACAACCUUGGCCUAUUUACCCGAAUCAAUUUAUGAGCCACUAGUUUACAAGAUAAUUUCUCAGCAACCAGACCUAAAAGUUCAGACUCUCCAUGAUGAGUAUACAUGCUUUCAAUAUCCUGAGAGUGUUGAUGAUGGAUUUCCAGCUGUCACAUUUUAUUUUGCAAAUGGACUCUCAUUGAAGGUUUAUCCACAUGAUUAUUUGUUUCCCUCUGGAGAUUUCUGGUGUAUUGGUUGGCAAAAUAGUGGGACACAGUCAAGAGAUAGCAAAAAUAUGACCUUAUUGGGAGAUUUAGUGCUUUCAAAUAAACUUGUCUUUUAUGACCUUGAAAAUCAGGCUAUUGGAUGGACUGAGUACAACUGUUCUUCAAGCAUUAAAGUGCGGGAUGAGCGGACGGGAACGGUCCAUUUAGUUGGUUUCCACACUAUUUCUUCUGCUUGCGUUUUAAACAUCAACCGGGUGAUUAUCUCGUUUCUAAUUGCACAACUUCACAAAUUGUUUUAUUGAGAUGGAGCAACUAAUACAUAUACCCCAGUCAAAGUUAUGGUUAAAGGAAUUACAAAUAGAAAGAGCAUAAAAAAUGCUAUAUGAGAAAUUGACUCUUCAGGAACUUCCAUGAUAUCUAAAUAUGAUUUCAAGGAAAGCUAGGAAGCUGACCAUUGGGAACCUUCGCUGUGGGUAAAAUUUUUCUCCCCAUGGUGAAUCUGUAAAUUAUAAAAGCUUACCGCCAACUGUAUAUGUUAUUAGACUUUGGUUUUUGACUUAGCUUGGGUCUCUGCCAAAUGUAUAAUUAAUAAUCUACAAGUUAGUCAUGGAAUUCAAGUUAUAGUUGCGACUAUUUGACACAAGUUAUUUUAGCAUUUCCGUGCUGGUUCCCUUUGUUCGACCUAUUUAGCAAGGUGCAGAAUGAAUGUUUUAUUAAUAAUUAACAUCAGCUUUUUAG